CAAAACAGUAAACCACCCCUUUAAACAGCUUAGUGCUAUUGGCUCGGUUGAUGCUGUCUCUCAGUGUUUAGUAUGCUUGUACAGCAGUCAAAAAUGGCAGUACGUUUGUUCGAGGAUAAGGAACAUGCAGACACAUACUGGAAGUACCGAAUUUCUCCUUCUGAAGAGCUCAUCGACAAGGUUCUACAGUUCCACAGGAGUAAUACCAAUUCAGCCAAUGACCUGGCAGUAGAUGUUGGCUGUGGGUCAGGACAGGGAACACUGCUCUUGGCACCACAUUAUACUUGUGUGAUAGGGACAGACAUCAGUCCUGCUCAACUGGAGAUGGGGAGGAAACAUGUUAAUAUGCCAAAUGUCUCUUACAGGGAGAGUCCAGCUGAAGAACUGCCUUUUGAAGAUGGCUCUGUAGAUCUUGUGACGGCCAUGUCUGCGUUCCAUUGGUUUGACCAUUCGCGUUUUCUUCAGGAGGCUCACAGAGUGCUUAAGCCUCAUGGCUGCCUCGCAGUUCUCAACUACAUCAUGGACAUGGAGCUGAACUACGGAGACUGCUCAGAGACUUUAAACCACAUCUGUUAUGAGUUUUAUGCAGGCUUGCAGCCUUUCCGGAACCCUUACCUAAGAUCCAGCUCUUUCGAACUGUACAAAAAAACAUAUGACUCUCUCCAGUAUCCAGUCAAAGAAUGGCAGGACAUUUUUUGGGUGAGAAAGCCUGUCCCGCUCUCUGGCUACAUCGGCAUGGUGGAAUCUUUCUCCAGUUUCCAGGCUCUCUUAAAAAAGGAUCAAGAAGAGGCCAGACGACUCUCACAGGACACUGAACACAGACUGCUGCAUGCAAUGGGUGUGACAUCCUCGGAGACAGAAGUUAUCAUGGGAGUUAAAUACUUCUAUUUUCUAGCCCGCAAGCCUGCAAAUGACUGAUUUCUUUCUUUAAAUUGUAAUUUUAGAUCUUGUUAUUAGUUUAUAUUUCGAUAUAAUUAUCUGGGUUACUAAUUUCCAUAACCAUCAAGUUCAUAACCAUCAAAUAAAAAGUUAUAAAAUAUAUUUCUUUUUCUUACACAUUCAAUAAUUAAAAAAAAAAGUUAAUAAAAAAAGUUAAAAAGUAGUCUUUACACAUUUAAUUUUAGAAUUAAUUUUUUUAUUAUUAUUAUUGAAUUAAGUUAAUUUAAUAAAAAAUCCAAAUCUUUAUAGAAGAUGUGAAUUCAGGUCAUUGUCUCUGUGUAUAAACUGUAGCCUAUGUUCAAUGUGUGUUUGAAUAAAUUAACAGAUUCAAAUAAAA
This is a messenger RNA of Carassius carassius (crucian carp), 1276 nucleotides long. Its product is annotated as putative methyltransferase DDB_G0268948. The transcript is spliced from 6 exons. Bases 73 to 918 code for a protein of 281 amino acids. The record is from RefSeq and is a predicted model, not a curated record. Gene Ontology annotation, molecular function: S-adenosylmethionine-dependent methyltransferase activity. Lineage: Eukaryota; Metazoa; Chordata; Actinopteri; Cypriniformes; Cyprinidae.